Molecule: messenger RNA, 1704 nt
Organism: Panicum hallii
Lineage: Eukaryota; Viridiplantae; Streptophyta; Magnoliopsida; Poales; Poaceae
Exons: 1
Coding region: 414-1142 (242 amino acids)
Source: RefSeq, a predicted model, not a curated record
GAGUUGUUCCGUCUCGGCCUCGGCGGUCUGGUCCGGUACUCCCUCCGGUCUGGUCUACUCGAGGCCGAGCCACCACUUGACGCCUUCGCCAUGCGCCAAAACCUUCCAUUUAUGGAGGGGUUUGCACAUCGCUCCGCAUGUGUCCAUGUCCGGGCCUCGCUUCGCAACAUGUGGCGGCGUUCCCGGCCCGCCACUGUGCUGGAAAACGACAGCUUUUCCCCUCCCUCCCGCGCAGUCCACCACCACCAUCUCUACUUAAUUACUGCCCUCCGUUUACUCGCCAGCCAGCCAGCCCGCUGCUGCCCUCGAGACCCGACGGCGAAUUGCGCGGUGAUGCGGUGACGCCAUGGCCGUCUGGCCUGUGGUUUCACUUCAGUUGUUCUUGAGCUCACGGCUCGCUCCUACUCCCUGUCAUGGACAGGCUGAAGCGGCGGAAGCAUGAGGGAUUGACCGCCGGGGGUCGUCGCGGCGGCGCUGGCGGUGGCGCGAUGGCGGCGAGCCGGCGCGGGCGGUUCUACCACCACGACGGGCACGGCGGUGGCGGCGACGGGUGCGGGCCGGCAGCCGCGGGCGUCCCGGUGGUGGACCAGGCGGACUGCACGGCGCAGACGUGCCGGUCCUGCGUGGCGGUGACGCUGGCGGACGUCAUCGCGCUCGGGUGCUGCCCGUGCGCCGUGGUCAGCCUUCUGGGGCUGGCCUUCGUCAAGGCCCCGCUCGCCGUGGCGCGCCGCUGCCUGCGGCGGCUGCGGCGGCGCCACGGCGAGCUGCGGCACAAGAAGCGGGUGCGCGACAUGGACCCCGCCGCCAAGGCCAAAUGCCGCGCCGCCGCGGCUGUCGGCCACUCCCACGGGGCGCUGGAGGUGCUGGACGCCGACGCCGCGGCGAAAGGAGCGCUUGGCUUGGAGGCGGACGCUCGCGGCGAGGCGGCCACGCGGGCGAGAGCGAGCAACUCGUCGUCAGGCAGGCUCGACGCGGAGAAGGUGUGGAUGGAGAUGUACCGGGUGGGGCACUGGGGAUUCGGCCGCCUGUCAAUCUCCGUGACCCCGCCCACGCCCGUGAGGCCCGGCGGCGUGGCCACGGCCCGCAGCGCCGACGGCGGCGACGGCGGGAGAAAGGACGCGGACCUGCGGUGCGAGUCGUGACCGGCGAAGCCGUCCUGCACUCCGCUGCGCCCGCGUUCGUUCGUUCGUCCUCCCUGAAAGGUUCGUCGCCGCACGAGCACGGCGGCAGCUACUGCUGGCGCACGCCGCGGCGGCAAUGCCGGGAGCUUGGGGAGCAGAUCCUCUGAGUCCGCACGGUAAACUCAAGAGUCCAUGGUCCGUGACCGUGCCUCCGAGCGGAAUCAAUAGGCCGGCCGAGGAUGCUCGGAAGAACCGCCAUGACCGGAGCCGGGCAUGGGGAUCGCUGCUUGAUUCGCGGCCUUGGCGGCAAGCCGUCGCGUCGCGAGUGCCGCGCAGCCCCGAGCAGAAACAAUUCCAGAGCACAGCGGCAAACCCGGAGGGCCUGCCUUCUUCUGCAGCUCUGCUCGUCUCCAAGUGGCUCUCUGUUCCGUCCAUUUCUUCUUACAUAAUUUCUGGGAGCUCCGGCUGUAUUUUUCCAAGCUGUACAUAAUUUUAUCGGCCGAGUUCUCCGGGUUGCUGGUUUUUGGCGGUCUCUGUACAUACUUGUUUUUCCCCCAGAAAUAUUGUACAUCCUUGGCUCGAA